AUGGAAACGACUCCGAGAGAGUCAAGACAGCUCGAUCUGUGGACGUCGGAGUUUAUCACCUUUGCUGCUGCGACCGUUUUCAUUGGAUUGAGAUUGUUGAGUCGACGACUCACGAGGAUUGAGUUCUGGUGGGAUGAUUGGUUUGCUUUAGGUUGCUACUCUGUGGCUAUUGCUUGGGUAGUCAUCAUCCCGAUUUGGAUUCAAGAAGGACUCGGUCUUCAUAUCAACGAUGUCAAAAAUGGCCGAACGAAACCCGAAAUUCUUAUGAAGAACGCUCUCAUCCUAUACGUUGCCGAACUCUUCUACGCGACCGCCCUAUUCUGCGCCAAAGCUUCCAUCCUUAGUUUCUACUGGCGCAUGUUUCGAGUCACCAACAUUAAGCUCCCGAUUCAAAUCCUUGGAUGUUGUUCUUUGAUCUGGAUUAUCAUUCGAACUUUCAUGGGUAUCUGGCAUUGUAUUCCUAUCGAUCGAUUCUGGAACCCGACUGCUGGUGGAGAUCAAGGAUUCUGUGCCAUUGAGGAUAAGAAGUUCUUCUUCGGAACCAUUCUGGUCCAUGUCAUUCUUGAUGUUUGCAUUAUCGCGUUGCCUAUUCUGCAGGUUCUCAAGCUUCAGCUACCUCGAGCACAAAAGAUUGGUAUCUCACUGAUGUUUGUGUUUGGUAUUGUCAUUUGUGUUUCUGCUAUGGUCAUUAUUGUUGCUUCGACACAAUUCGAUGCUGCUUCGGAGAACCUGACCUGGAACUUGACUACUAUUGUCGUUUGGGCUUCCGUCGAAGUCAACCUCGUCACUGUAUCGACCUGUCUCCCAACCGUUCGACCAGCAUGCAUGUACCUCUUCACCUGCACCCACCCCCGCUCAACCAUCAACUCUGGCUCCAACAGCUACAGCCACUCCUACGGUCGAAGCCACGGUCGAAGUCAAACCAAGAACACGAUCCGCCUUUCGACUCUUCCCAACGGCAAAGACGACGAGUCGAGCUCAACACACCAACUUGCCGAUUCGGACCGCGAGCGUCACUCGUCAGACUUCGAGAGCCAUGCUAUGGAUCGGUACAGGGCGAAUGUUGCUACUGUUACCGGACCUGCGCAUGGAAGGGGUGGUUCAGACGAGUUUGAGGUUGGAACACCGUUCGGGGGGAUUAUGGUCAAGAAUGAGACAACUGUCAAGGUUUCGAAUGCUAGGUAG
This is a messenger RNA of Fusarium coffeatum, 1185 nucleotides long. RefSeq lists its product as uncharacterized. The record is from RefSeq and is a predicted model, not a curated record. The transcript is spliced from 6 exons. Bases 1 to 1185 code for a protein of 394 amino acids. Lineage: Eukaryota; Fungi; Ascomycota; Sordariomycetes; Hypocreales; Nectriaceae.